Molecule: messenger RNA, 1260 nt
Organism: Aphis gossypii (cotton aphid)
Lineage: Eukaryota; Metazoa; Arthropoda; Insecta; Hemiptera; Aphididae
Exons: 1
Coding region: 1-1260 (419 amino acids)
Biological process (GO): DNA repair; telomere maintenance
Molecular function (GO): DNA helicase activity
Source: RefSeq, a predicted model, not a curated record
AUGAAGGUAUUUGUCACUGGACCAGCGGGAGCUGGAAAGUCAAUGCUUAUACGUGCAUUAGCACAAUCUGUAAUUCGGAUAGCAAAUCUUAGACCAGAUAUAGAUGAUCUGUCACUUCCUCCCGUAUUGCUGACAGCACCAACAGGUAAAGCUGCAUAUGGAAUAAAAGGAUUAACACUUCAUUCCGCAUUCAAAUUACCAUUGAAUCAAUUUGCCGGAUUGUUACCAAAGUUAAGUUCAGAUAUUUCAAAUACACUACGUUGUCAGUUUGCCAAUGUAAAACUUUUGAUAAUUGAUGAAAUUUCCAUGGUUGGCAUAAAAACACUGGGAUACAUUGAUCAACGAUUGAGGUCUAUAUUAAGAAUAAAUAAACCAUAUGGGGACAUAAAUGUAAUAGUGUUUGGCGAUUUCUUUCAAUUAGCACCGGUAUUAGCAACACCAUUGUACGAUAGUUUUGAAGAAAUAUUGUCUAAAUUUCCAAGUGCUUUAGAAAUGUUAUCGAUUAAAUCUAUUUGGGAAACAUUCAAGUUUUAUGAGUUGACUGAAAUAAUGCGCCAAAAAGAUGACAAACAAUUUGCAAUGAUGUUAACAAAGUUAGCCAGAGGACAGUUGGAGGAAGCUGAUGUAAAAUAUUUUCAAAAUCUUAUAACCCACCUAGACAUUACUUUUCAACCACAAGUAAUGCAUCUUUGGGCUACUAAUAACGAAGUCGACGAAAUGAACAGGAGAGUGCUUAACUCUAUGAAUCAAGUUAGUUUCAUAUCCGAAGCCAUCGAUACGUCUGCAAAACGAUCGGAUAUUGAAUCUGCCAAGAAAUUGCCACGACAAAAGACUAUGGGUUUAGCUUUAAUGUUAGUUUUAAAAGAAACAGCUAAAUACAUGGUGAUAGCAAACAUUUCAACCGAAGACGGCAUAGUGAACGGUGCAAUCGGAGAACUCAUGCAAAUAAACAAAGGACAGACUGCAGGAGGUAAAGAAGUUGCAAAAAGAGUUUGGAUCAAGUUUGAUGAGCCAGAUGUGGGGUCACUAACCAGACAGAAGAUAAAAAACAAACUAAAACCCGAAGGCGAACACACAGAUGAUAUGUGCAAGUGGACACCAAUUGAAAUUAUAAAAUUAGAAUUUCAACUCGGUAAUGCAGAGCACCAUAAAGUAACUAGAAUGCAAUUGCCCUUAGUGGAAGCUUUGGCAUUGACGGUACACAAAAGUCAAGGUGCCACAUAUCAAUCUGUAGCAUUUCAUAUACCCAAAAAUUCUUGA